Messenger RNA from Paramecium tetraurelia, 2775 nucleotides. RefSeq lists its product as uncharacterized. The transcript has 9 exons. NCBI's taxonomy places the organism in Eukaryota, Ciliophora, Oligohymenophorea, Peniculida, Parameciidae. Gene Ontology annotation, cellular component: cytoplasm. Gene Ontology annotation, biological process: protein refolding; protein phosphorylation; response to heat. The record is from RefSeq and is a predicted model, not a curated record. Gene Ontology annotation, molecular function: ATP binding; protein serine/threonine kinase activity; Hsp70 protein binding.
AUGAAGCAACCUCCUAAGAUGAGUUAGGCAAGCAGUCCAAACAACAAACUCAUCCAUACUCUAUUACUGAAACAAAAGAGUCCUUCAUAGUAUGCAAUUCAGAGUCCAGCAGUCUCUCCUACUCAAGUGAGUUUGCCGAAAGGUCUGUAUCAAAGCAAGAACACAUCAAUUGAUUUGACCAAAUUGGCCACUCUGAUGAAACAAUAGAAAGUAAAGUAACCGUCCGACGGACAGAAAGACUCAAUGAACUAGUUGAUAGCAAAGGCUCGUGCAAUUGCAAUUUCUGCAAAGACACCAACAGGCCCAAUUCAUAUUCGUAAUGAUUCGACGCAGGUUCGGAAGGAGAACAAGGAGCCAGAGGUGGUGAGUCCAAAGGUUGCGGAUACGAAAUAGAUGGGGAAGGCAGCAUUUACAUUUGAAUAUGUAAUAGGAAUUGGAGGAUUUGGGAAGGUAUGGAAGGUGAAGAGAGUGGGAUAGCAAUAUGCUAUGAAGGAGAUGUCUAAGGCUUUGGUGAUAACAAAGAAGAGUGUGAAUUCAGUGAUGAACGAGCGUAUGCUGCUCAGUCAACUGAAGCACACAUUCUUGAUCAAUAUGUACUAUGCAUUUCAAGAUCGAGAGAACCUGUACCUGGUGAUGGACUACAUGUGUGGAGGGGACUUGCGAUUUCACAUUGGACGAAUGCGACGAUUCAAUGAGGAACAGACUAAGUUUUUUGUGGCCUCUAUUUUUAUUGGUCUUGAGUACCUACAUACAAACAACAUCAUACACAGAGACAUCAAACCAGAAAACCUGGUGCUUGAUGAAAAGGGCUUUGUGCACAUUACCGAUUUAGGUAUUGCUCGUGUUAUGAAGCCUGAAAACUCUAGCGAUACGAGUGGCACUCCUGGUUAUAUGGCUCCUGAGGUGAUGUGUAGAUAGAACCACACUUUUGCAGUUGAUUACUAUGCUUUGGGUGUUAUUGCUUAUGAGUUUAUGUUGGGCAGACGACCCUACGUUGGUCGAUCUAGACAGGAGAUCCGUGAUCAAAUACUAGCCAGAUAGGUGUAAAUAAGAGCAAGUGAAGUACCUCCCAAUUGGAGUGCCGAGGCAGUUGAUUUUGUGAAUCGUUUAUUACAACGUAAACCCAAUAGUCGACUUGGAUAUAAUGGAGGACAUGAAAUCAAAUUGCAUCCUUGGUUCAAGAGUUUCCCAUGGUCAAAAUUAUAAAACAGAGAAUUCACUGCUCCAUUCAUUCCAAAUCCGAGUGAUGAUAAUUUUGAUCAACGUCAAAUAGUGAUCGAGGAUGAAGAGAAUGCUGAAUUGAUCAGUUAGAAUAUGCAAUUGUUAAGAGAUCCAAAUGUUCAGCAACAGUUUGUUGGCUACGAAUAUCAAGCGCAUAAUAAUGAGAGGGUCUUCCUAUCACUCACAUUAUUUACACUUCUAAUAUCUAUUUAUUGUGCCGUGCAUAGAGAAUAUUACGAUAUCUUGGGAGUCUCCCCAAAUGCUUCAGUCUAAGACAUCAAAAAGGCCUAUCGUAAACUAUCCCAGCAAUACCAUCCCGAUAGAAAUCAAGGGGAUCCAGAUGCAAAUGAAAAAUUCUCGAAAAUCAACGUGGCCUAUGAGGUGCUAUAAGACCCGGAGUAGAGGAAAAAGUAUGAUAAGGGAGGAGUUGACGGUCUCAAUAAUCAAGGAAUGUAGCAUCAUGAUCCAUUUGACAUAUUCGGAUCAUUUUUUGGAAGAGAAUAGUAGGGAGAACGAAAGGGCCCAGAAUUGAAGGUUAAGGUUAGAGUCACAUUGGAGGAUAUUUACAAUGGCAAAGAGAUUCCAGUUUAUUUGACUAAAUAAAUAUUAUGUCCACAUUGUAGAGGAUCUGGUGCUGAUGACCCAGAUCUAGUAGAAACAUGUCCUACUUGUAAAGGUGUUGGAAGUGUAUAGAAAAGACAAUAAGUGGGUUUUGGAUUCUUUUAAACAUUCCAAGCCACGUGUGAAAGAUGUUAUGGAACAGGAAAGAUCAUCAAAAAAAAGUGCCAUCUUUGUAAAGGUGAUAAGAUCAUUCCUGGUGCUGAUAACAUCAGUUUGUAUAUAGAAAAAGGAAUCUAGGACAAACAAACUAUUAAAUAUGAGAAUAUGGCUGAUGAACGUAAUGAUUCUGGCACUUCAGAUCUCAUCUUUUAAAUUGAACAAAUACCACAUGCAUUCUUUUAGAGACAAGGAACUGAUUUAAGAUGCAAGGUGGAGAUUACUUUGAAGGAAGCCUUACUUGGAUUCAAGAAGAAGAUCAAACAUCUUGAUAAUCAUUUUGUGAGAAUUGAUAAGGAAGGCAUUACAAAGCCUGGAGAAGUGCAAAUCAUAAAAGGAGAAGGAAUGCCAUAACACGAGUUUUCAUCUCAACACGGAGAUUUAUAUGUAGAAUACAAAGUGGUAAUUCCAGAUUUCAAUGGAGAAUAACUUAGAUGUAAAUAUAAUUUAUUAUCACUUAGAAUGGUAAAAAUUCUUUUAAUGAAUAUAAUAUAAAUGUAUAAUUUAUAUGUUUUUGUUUAUUUAUGUGCUUCAUAAUAAGGGAUUAUGCCUAUUAUUUAUUAUAAUAUUAAUAAAUUAAUGUAUUCAAGUUAUCAGAUAGUGAUUGAAAGCGAACCUGAAUGUGUGAAUUUGUAGGACAUACCCAUACUGUAUGUGAAUUCAAUAGCAUUGUAAUUUAAGGAUGAAUAGAUGACGGAGUUUAAAGUCAUCGAAUUUGCAUUGAUAAUACUCUCAAUGUUGAUUAGUAUGAUUUGUGGUGCACGUUACUUGAUGUGA